This is a messenger RNA of Ambispora leptoticha, 375 nucleotides long. The record is from the annotation of a GenBank genome assembly. NCBI's taxonomy places the organism in Eukaryota, Fungi, Glomeromycota, Glomeromycetes, Archaeosporales, Ambisporaceae.
AUGCAAACUUUUCUUUCUGCUCCAUCCUUCAACAAAACAUAUCUUUAUGCUACACCUCAAUAUCUUUAUCAUGAAUUUGCCAAUGUAUUUUCUUAUUAUAUCAUGGUUAAAGAAGGCAAUAUGCAACCAAACAAGCAAGUUCUAAUGGAAAAUGCAAAUAAAGAGUGGAAAAAUAUUCAUCAUCAACAAACAAGCAAGAUUAAAGCCCAAAUUAAACAAUAUCUAAUGGAAUUUCUAUCUAUUUUGACUACAAUUAAAUUUUCAACAACCGUUCAUAUAAAUAUUACUCAACCAUCACCAAUUUCUUUAACAAUUCCAACUCCUUGCCAAACACCACCAUUCACCCAAUGCUUCAGCCCAACGUCAAGCUGUUGA